CGAGCGUUGUUUCUUGUAAGAUGUCUACAUGGGGAAAAUCGACGAUACUAAAGUCGGUUGAACACGAUGCAAAUGAUGGACCUUGAAGGCCCCCAAAGUUCCCAAGGGCUUACCGCCAGGUACGAUGAGCUGCUGGCGCCUGUGACUUCAAAGGACAACGAUACUAGUUUUAACCGGGCUUCAGCUACGUACUCGAAUCUUGAUGAUCGCUUCCGCGCCGCAAAGCGCUCCUAUGAGCGGCAGUAUGCACAGCUUUACUUCUCUCGCCUCAUGCUGCUUAAGGAGGUCAUGCUUGCCCGGGUGCAGCAGCUCUGGCCCGGCGUUCCAGUGUGCACCAUCCUGGAGGUCCCGGAGAGCAAGGAGGUGGCCGUCAUAGGGACUGUGUACAAGAACAUGAAGCUCAAGCCCAGUAUUCUGGAUGAGUACUCCAAGGACCGGGGCCUGAAGGCCGCCCUGGGCGCAGCUAAUUUCUGCAGCGGCGACGACAGCUUGGUACUGGAGGAUGAGGGGGCGCGCAUGGUGCUGCGGGACGUGGCGGGGCCGGGCCCGGCCGGCGGGUCGACCACCUCGGGGGGUGGCAGCGAGCCGCUCAACGUGCAGGAGAUCGUGACUGGGUUGGUGCUGGCGGUGCGGGGUGUGCACGAGCCCGGCGGCGACUUCAUUGUCAACGCCGUGUGCUUCCCUGGCAUGGCGCCCAACCCGCACCCGCUGCCGGCGCCGGUGCCGCACCGUGCGGCGGCAGCAACAGCAGCUGUGGUGGCUGCUGGGGCACCCGGUGACAAGUACGUUGCUCUGGCCUCGGGGUUCUGCCUUGGGUCGAGCAAGGCGGAUAUGCUCAAGACUCAACUGGCGCUGGACUUCCUGACUGGCAACCUGGGCAGCCCCGUGGAGCAGCAGCUCAGUGCACAGAUUGUGCGGCUGGUGGUCGCGGGCGGCUGCAUUGGCCAGUUGGAGGCGCUGGCGGGUGGCGGCGGCGGCGGUAGCGGCUCGUCCAAUCCUUACAACCGUCAAGCGCAGGGCGUGGCGCUGCAGCCCGUGCGCGACCUGGACCUCCUCCUGGCGGAGCUGUCUGCGGGCAUGUCGGUGGACGUGAUGCCAGGGGCAGAGGACCCCGCUAACGUCGCACUCCCGCAACAGCCCAUGCACAGGUGUCUUUUCCCUGCGGCUGGGAUGCAAGGCUCCUUCGUGCGCGCCACCAAUCCUCACGAGUUCGAGUCGGACGGUGUGCGCUUGUUGGGUUGCAGCGGCCAGAAUGUGGACGACAUGGCCAAAUACUGCGGCAUUCGGGAUAGGUUGGACAUCAUGCAACGCUCUGUGGAGAGUCGCCACAUAGCCCCCACCGCCCCCGACACCCUCACCUGCUACCCCUUCCACGACAAGGAUCCCUUCAUCUUGGAGACCACUCCGCACGUCUACUUUGUGGGCAACCAGCCUGAAUUCGCGACAAGGCUGUUGGGUGGCGGGUCGGCGGCAGGAGCAGCAGCAGCUGCAGGGCCCGUUGUGCGGUUGGUGACAGUGCCCAGUUUUGUGCGCACGGGGACGAUCGUGCUGAUCAACCUUCGGACGUUGGCGUGCCAUCCGCUUCGGUUCGACGGCACUUUGGGUUUGUAAGGAUGGAAGGAGACGACGGCUGGGUGUGGUGGUGGCUUGGGUGUUCAAGAUGGUGUUAGGGAUGGGGCUGGCGGUGUUGGUUAGACGGUCGUGGAUACCUUUCCUCAAUGGUGAUUUGUGUGUGAGGGGGUGUAGUGGCGAUGGUGGUGAUGAUGACGGCGGUGUCGAGGGUUUGGGAAGACACAAACUUGUGCGAAACCCAAGCACGGACAGUUUAGGAGGCUGAGGCAGAUGAGUCGUGGCGACUGUAUGCGGAGGCCGUUUUGGCGAGUUUUGCGGUGCAAGGACUUGACCUUUGGAUGAAAGCGUUCAUGCGUCUGUUCAGGCCUUCUGCGCGGCUCCUUUCUGUUGGUGAGAUUUUCGGACCGGCAAUCCAAGGUUGACGAUCCCCCUUGGUUAGGCCUGAUAAUCGGGACAAGACUAGGCACCAUACAGUUUGGUUGGAACGUGUGCGCUAUGUUAAGUUAGGUGCAUUAAAUUAGAUACCAGUCUGCGACUUUUUGGCUGGAACAUUUCUUGGCUGGAUUCUUAGUAGCCUAGAAUACGUGGAUGAAGGACGUGUAUAAACCUUCCAAAACC
Molecule: messenger RNA, 2190 nt
Organism: Volvox carteri f. nagariensis
Lineage: Eukaryota; Viridiplantae; Chlorophyta; Chlorophyceae; Chlamydomonadales; Volvocaceae
Exons: 10
Coding region: 67-1611 (514 amino acids)
Biological process (GO): DNA replication; DNA strand elongation involved in DNA replication
Cellular component (GO): delta DNA polymerase complex
Molecular function (GO): DNA binding
Source: RefSeq, a predicted model, not a curated record